AUGUCAUCCCAACAAAUCCCUGUUCCGCAUGGCUCGGACCGUCAGCGAAUUCUCAACGUGCUCGCCCAGCGGAGAUACCGUCAGCGCAAGCGGGAGCGGCUGCACUCCCUGGAAAGGAGACUUGAUGCCAGACUGGUCACUACGAACGCUAUGUCCGCUUCCAGUGGAGAAAUACAGCUUCAGCACUUAAUGCAGCCUCCGCUUCUGAGCCCAGGUAAUCCUGACACGCCCAAUGACCUUCUCUGUGAUCUGUAUCCAGAUUCCAUGAUUGAAGCUUCUAAUGCGUCCUGUAUGUACCUUGCGCCGCCGCAUGAGUUGGCGUAUAAUACGUCGUUAGAAAGUUCGUCAUCAUAUGUGAGGGAUCAGUUCAGAAUCAACACCCCUUUGUUUUAUGGCAGUACGUCUCAGAGCGCUACGUCAACGGCUGAUUCCCAAUUAUCGGCAGAACUUCAAGAACUGGAAACUUCCCAGUUUACAUUCCUAUCAGAGCAUGCAAUUGAAAUCCCAAAUCUCAAAACUUUGGAGGUCUCACUCCAGAUUGCACACAUGCUUGGGCUUGUGGACGACUUAGUAGACCUCAAUAUAAGCCGGGUCCUAGAUGUGUCGAGAAUGUCCGUCCCCUUGGUAGACUUACCCGGAAACUUACAUCCAACGGAAGCACAGCUCUUGUUGCCACACUAUCCAGUGAUAGACACUAUUCCCUGGCCAUCGGUACGGACAAAACUCAUUUUUAUUUUCAGUCAGCCUGACCAGCUUAGACCGCCAAUCGCGAGAGGCCCCAUGGCUGUUAUGCUGCUGAUGCAUGCUUUUGAUGACGAGUCGGAGGGACUCCGCGUUACAUCAGAUAUAAAUGGACAUGGAUAUGAUGAAAAGAGCUGGGAAGUCGGACAGGCUAUCUUUAAAGACUGGUGGGGCCUCCAAAUUGCAGCUGCCAAUACCACAACAAGAACACCGGUAGUAAAACCAUCACAACCGGUGCUAUUUGCUUAUGGCGUUAUUGGUGGAGAUACCGGUUUAUUGGAAGAGGAGUUGGAAGGUCAGAUCUUGAGGCAAGGGAAUGCAGAAUGA
Sclerotinia borealis F-4128 is the source of this 1068-nucleotide messenger RNA. The record is from the annotation of a GenBank genome assembly. NCBI's taxonomy places the organism in Eukaryota, Fungi, Ascomycota, Leotiomycetes, Helotiales, Sclerotiniaceae.